This is a messenger RNA of Biomphalaria glabrata, 3712 nucleotides long. RefSeq names its product sodium/nucleoside cotransporter 1-like. Bases 490 to 2304 code for a protein of 604 amino acids. Gene Ontology annotation, biological process: nucleoside transmembrane transport. The transcript is spliced from 11 exons. Gene Ontology annotation, cellular component: membrane. Gene Ontology annotation, molecular function: nucleoside:sodium symporter activity. The record is from RefSeq and is a predicted model, not a curated record. Lineage: Eukaryota; Metazoa; Mollusca; Gastropoda; Planorbidae.
UUCACUACGUCCUACCCGUAUCCAUGUUUUAAUCUAGUCGUGCAUGUUAAUUAGAGACUUAAACUCUGCUAAGUCAUUGGUUUUCAUGGCUGAUUCAGGCAACCUGUUCUAUUCUAUUGGCUAAUGGUACUAAGGAAGAAGUUAAGUUCAGUGUUCCCAUAUAUCUUCUCGAGAUCUUUGAGCCUGUUUCUAACCGUGUUUGCAUCUACCCGGCCAAAGCUUUCUUGCAUGUUAAUUAACAAUUAAGUUAUUAAAUACAACACCUAGAGAGGACAGAACCAUUCUAAGUAUGUAGACCUACUAAUGGUUCCCGAUUCGUUACACCAAUGUAUGCAUAACUAAUUAAAUUGAUAACAUAUCUCUGACAAUGACAUUGUUUGUCUAACUACUCGAUCUUCAUUUGAGAUAGAAAGAUUGAUGACAGAAAGAAAAAUUUGGAAAGGGUAAAAUGUUUUAGAAGAUAAAUGUAAUGAAAUAAAGAUAUUGACAAUGGAUAACAAUCAGGAAACAGCUGCCGUGGAAAUAGAAUUUGUGUCUUUUUCUAAUAAAGCAGGUGCGGAGGAAAGAGAGCACACCGAUGUAAACACCAGUGACGAGUGUUUUGAAGAAGAUGAGGAGAAUGAUCACAGAUGUAUUACAAAAUUGUAUCUGCUCAGGACUAAAGUUAUCGCCUCUUGUGGGAAGUGUAGCCGUGUGUUGAAAAACGCUUUUUAUUUCAUAGUUCUCUGUCUUUAUUUGAGUUAUUUCACGUAUGCUCUGUAUCUUCAUCACGGGGAGAAUAGAGUUACCGGACUUAUUGUUAUUACCAGCAUACUUUUUCUGGUUUUAUUGAUGAAGGGACUUUCCAGGUUUGACCCAAUAGACAGAUUCAGUUUGUUUCUAGGCAGACACCCUGCGCUUGUUAGGCAUUCUCGAGUUUUUAUAUAUCUGGCUUGUGUGAUCAUCACAUGUGUUACUUUAGUAACCGAAGUAGUUCUUGUGCAACCAAAGAGUUUAAUCUCUGUCACAGGAAUUGUUGCCAUUUUGACUAUUUUCUUCCUAACAUCAACACAUCCACAUAAGAUAUCGUGGCAGCCUGUUCUCUUGGGUCUAUUUCUACAGUAUGUCUUUGCACUUGCAAUACUGCGACUUCAGGGCAUUAGAGAAAUGUUCGUCUGGUGUGGAGAUGUGGUCAAAUUGAUGGUCCAGUUUUCCAAAGCAGGAGGAAAGUUUUUAUUUGGCUCUCUAUAUACAAAUGAAGGUUUUGUGUUCCAUUUGAUUCCACUUAUUGCUUUUGUUAUUGCAAUAUUGUCAAUAUUGGAACACUUGGGAGUUCUCCAUUCUUUGCUAAGAAUUCUGGGAAGGUUUCUAGCAUUUUGUACUGGAGCAUCACCUGCUGAAUCUUUGAAUGCUUCUGCAAAUAUCUUCAUGGGGCCUAUAGACUCUCUGAUGGUCAUACGUCCUUAUCUAAAACAUGUCACAGAAUCAGAACUCCACUGUCUAAUGGCUAAUGCAAUGUCUACCGUGACUGGAAGUAUCAUUGGACUUUAUAUUUCCUUUGGGAUUUCAGCAGACCAUCUACUGGCAGCAUCUGUCAUGUCAGCUCCUGCUGCACUUGCUGUUGCUAAGUUAGCUGUUCCAGAAAGAUCCAACAAGACAGAUGUUAUUAAAAGGACUGAAGCAAUGAUUCCUGUUAAAAGGUAUCGCAGUGUGAUGGAUGCUUUUUCUAGUGGUGCUGUUUCAUCAUUUACACUUGCUGGCUCCAUACUGGCCAAUGUUACUGCUGUAGUCAGCUUCAUGGACAUGAUCAAUGCAACAUUGAGAUGGCUUGGAGAAUUGGUGAACAUUCAGAAUUUUACUUUACAGUGGAUAUGCUCCUAUCUCUUUUAUCCACUGGCAUUAUCCUUAGGCGUGGAUCCAAGUGAUGGUCACAGAGUUGCAGAACUGCUAGGCAUUAAAGUUUUUAUCAAUGAACUAGUCGCCUAUGCUAAGCUUGGGGAUUUUAGAAAGAAUCGUUUGAAGUUUGAGGACUACAUCAAUCACAACUACACAGACUGGUAUUGGAGUGACACAUUUGAGAACGUUCAUCUACCUACCUGGAAUAUUACACUUACAGAAGGCUUUUUGUCAGCACGUUCUGAAGUAAUCACCACAUAUGCUCUGUGUGGCUUUGCUAAUUUCAUUAGUGUAGGGGUCAUCAUGGGAUGCUACCUAGUUCUAGUUCCACAUAGAAAAACUGUUGUCUUCAAAUAUGUGUUUCGCUCCAUGGUAGUAGGCCACUGUGCUAGUUUCUUAACAGCAUGUAUUGCAGGCUUGUUUCUAUAGUCAAGCUAAACCAGUAAUUUUUUUUACAAGACAACUAUUUUAAAGUUUGUAAAAAUGAAUACAUCUACUUCAUAAGUAAUAAAAAUAACAGACAUUUGAUAUUGUUCAUGGUAUUUAUUCUGCAUUAUUCACAUGAGAAUACACACAAGUAGACACCCUUACAAUGGGUGAACAAUUGCCAAUCUUAAAAAAACAAAAAAACAGAAGAGAAAGAAAAUAAAUAAAAGCGCUGAUGAUUUUUUCUACUUGAAUUAGAAAUGUAAAAUGGAUGAAUUUUGCAUCAUUUGAUUAUUAUCUUCCAAACUGCAAACAGUCACAGGGGAGACUUUAGAGUUAAUGAAACAGCCUUUUUAGAAGUAACAAAAACUUUGGAUCCUAUUGCUGUGUAACAAGGAAAUGGUCUACAAGUUACAAAAUAUUUUGCUGUAAAUAUGUCAACGAUGCCAAAAUUGAGGUAGAAUCUGAACAUAACAAAAAUUUGUUUUUAAAAAAAUUUCCUGACAAGAGUUUGAGUGCAAUGACCAUGCUCAUUUGCUUUUAAAAAAAAAAUAGCUGAAUAAAAAAAUAGUUCACAUGUAACAGUAAAAAGGCAAAUUAACUACAUGUGAGAUCAUUGAUAAUAUGUCCACAGAAUUCCUAGAAUUAUCCAUUCCUCAUGGUCUAGAGUAAACAUGUCACUUCCUCGCCAAGUAUUACAUCAAUCAACAAAGUUAAACCCAUAUAAUGGCAAAUAGAAACUUCACAAGCCCCCAACUCCUGAUGAAAGCUAUUAUAUUAUAAUUGAUUUUCAUUAAUCUUCAAAACUAUAAGCAGUUACAUAACAAUACUGUAAUUUUAAGGUAAUGUCUCAGAAAUGCUUUUUUCGAUAAAUUAAAUUUCAACUUUGACUUGCAAUACUUUAUUGAGAGAGAGAGAGUUAACUACACACAAACAAGCAUCGAUCACACUUCAUUCCUGAACAAUUCUUAAUUUUAGUUGAAAGUAAAAGGUUUUUUAUCAUGCAUGAGCCUGUCAUUUGAAAUUAUACAUUACAUAGAAGUUUUUUUUUUUGUUAAUGUUCUUCAAGGUAAACAAGAAAGGAAACCUGUUGCAUUAUUAUGCUCUGAGAAGAUUUCUCUCAUUUGAGACUGAUGCUGCACACUGAAGAGUUAAAGAACAAACACACACAGCAUUCUAGCUGUGAACAUUUGAAUAUACACACACAUUAUUUACAACAGAUAUAACAAAAAAAAACAUAGAAUUAAAACUGAAAAUGUUUUCAUUUUACUCAGUCUUAAGAGUAUUUACAUCUUUUUCAAAGAGAAAUUCAAAACAUUGACUGAUUUAUAUUUCUGGCAAUUCAACAAGAUGAAGAGACAAAAGUUACAUCAUAAUAAAAUAAAAUUCCAUGUUGAAUGGAAACUUUAUU